UUUUCUUUUUAUAUUUAUAUUUAUAUUAAUAUAUUACUAUAUACAGUUUAUAUCCAAUCUUUUAUGCAACGUAAACAAAUAUACAUAGUUUUGUUUCCAAUGUGAAAGAUGCCAACUAAUUAUUAUAGGGAAAAAAAGUUAUACAAAAGAGUUUAUCUUCUUUCGUUGUACUCCCUCUAUCGGGUAAAUAAAUCACCCACCUGUCGACCAUCUUGGCGAUAUAUAAUUUCUGCUAAUAGACACUGCAAACAAAGCACGAACCGAUCGACCGUUGCUUCCUUGACAACCGGCUUUGGCGUAUACACAAAAAAGAACAUAUUUCCACUUUGUUCUCGCUUUUAUGUAAAUAAUGAACGAAUUAUGGGUAUGAACAAGGUGGACAUUGUCGGAACUUGGUAUCCGACCAGCUUUCAUGGCCAUGCUCGGAACAAGACCAGAUAUGACUUUCAAAUUGAUUACAGACAAAGAGCCAAACCAGAACCACCUCUGAAGUUUCUUAGUAGGUCUAGACAGAAUAUUAGUAAGCAUCCAUUUUCUCAACACGACAAUCGGCAUUCGUUUCUCUCCGAUGCUUUAUACUUUGAAGAGGGACUUGGUCGAAGGAGAAUAGAUAACUCAACAUGUAAAUCUGAGGUAGACUUAUUAGAUUGGAAACCUGUAAAGACAGACUUUUCAAGGCAGUCAUCUGAAUAUAAGUUUGCUUAUUCUGGAAAACCGGUUGUAAAUCGUUUAGUUAAUGAUUUAAAGAGACCAAAAACAGCCAACUUUAAACCCUUUUCAACAUCUUACUCAUCUGUACAUGGAAAUUGUACUUGGUUUCGCAAUGAACCUAUCAGGAAGCCCAACGACGGUGAUACAAUAACCAACAGAAGGAGACGAGCUGUAUCUGCCCAUCCCCAUUUAGACACAGUGGCAGCAUGCCUAUCUUGGACUUCGUCCGAAUUUGUACCAAAACCUCCGUCGUACAAAAGAUGUAGUAUACCUGCUGCUACUCAGACAACGAUGCCUCCAACCGAAAAAGAACCGGUAUCGCUUGAACCAGCAAAAGCUCGGACAGUUUGAAAAACUUGCAAAACAUUUUUAUUUUUACUUAAUAACUCUCUCUCUCUCUCUCUUUCCCUCUCUCUCCUCCCUAUUCGUCUUCCUCUUGCUAUACCUUUAUCUACUACCAUUUCCUAUUCUAUUUUUGUUUUUUUUUGUUUUGCUUAUAAACUAUAAACGAAUAGUAAUUAAUUAAUUAUUAUUGACUAUUAAUAAUAUCUAAAAUUAGACC
Molecule: messenger RNA, 1273 nt
Organism: Dimorphilus gyrociliatus
Lineage: Eukaryota; Metazoa; Annelida; Polychaeta; Dinophilidae
Source: the annotation of a GenBank genome assembly